UGCCUGGUGACAGCGGAAGAGGAAAGAAGCAGAACAACACAGAGCUCUGUCAGCACUGACUGUAUCUGAAAUCUAUGCCAUUCUAAAGUAUUGUUGGACAAAAAGACACUGGAAAAUGGCAGAUUUUGGACUAUAUACCUACCAGCAGGAAGUGGUUGAAAGGGCUCUUAAACGAGAGAACGUCAUAAUUUGGUUACCGACUGGAGGUGGAAAGACCCGCGCUGCAGUGUAUGUGGCCAAAAAACACCUGGAGACCACACCAAAUGCUAAAGUGAUGGUUCUCGUAAACAAGGUUCAUCUUGUUGACCAACACUACAACAAAGAGUUUGAUCCUAAACUGGGUCUACACUAUGCUGUUAGGAAAGUGAGCGGAGAGAGUGAUGAAAAGGACUUUUUUGGUUUAGUGGUGCAAGAGUCAGAUGUAGUCAUCUGCACAGCACAGAUCUUGUACAACGCUCUGAUUAACAAGGAGGAAGCAAGACAUGUCGAGCUCUCAGAUAUUACUCUGCUGAUAAUUGAUGAGUGCCACCAUACUCACAAGGAGGAAGCCUACAACAAAGUAAUGAGACUCUAUGUGGAGAAGAAGUUGAAGGGAGAAAAACCACUGCCACAGAUCUUGGGCCUCACAGCAUCCCCAGGGACAGGGGGAGCAAAGACCCUGGACAAGGCUGUGGAGCAUGUACUGGAGAUUUGUGCCAACUUGGACUCAGCCAUAGUUUCAGCUAAAGAAUAUGCAUCUGAACUGAAGGAAGUGGUGCCCAAACCCAGAAAAGUCUUCAAAAUUGUGAAAGAAAGACUUAAAGAUCCGUUUGGUGAUCAUCUGAUAUCGAUGAUGAACAUCAUCCACAGUCGCAUGAACCUUCCUCCAGACUUCAGACUUAAAGAGUGUGGAACACAAGAAUAUGAGGCAGAUGUGGUGAAUCUAGAGCAACGAGGCGUACAGGAGAAAAACAGACUGCUUGCACAAUGUGCGUUACACCUAAGGCAAUAUAAUGAUGCCCUCCUCAUCAAUGACACCUUACGGAUGAUUGAUGCUUAUCGCUCCUUAGAGGAGUAUUACUCCAAAAAGAGAACCAAUCCCAUUGAUGGGACAGACACCUUCCUGUUGGGACUUUUUGAAGAGAAUCAGGUGGAGCUAAAGAACCUUGCUAUGGAUUCUCGCUUUGAGAACCCAAAGAUGGAUGAACUUCAGAGCACUCUGUUAGAACAGUUUGGGUCAGGUGUCCCAGCAAGGGCAAUCAUCUUCACUAAAACUCGUAAAAGCACCCACUACCUGAAAGACUGGGUCCUCAAAAACAGGGCAUUGCAGGAAGCUGGCAUCAAGGCAGACAUCCUCAUUGGCGCUGGUAAUGGCAUCACCUACAUGACACAGAAUGAACAGGCAGAAACAAUUGAGAAUUUCCGUAUGGGUUCUCUGAACCUCCUGAUCUCCACCAGUGUGGCCGAAGAAGGUCUUGAUAUACCUGAAUGCAACCUGGUGGUGCGCUACGGACUCCUUACUAAUGAGAUCGCCCAGCAGCAGGCCAAGGGACGUGCACGAGCAAAAAACAGUCAGUAUGCAGUGGUAGCCCAAGCAGGCGGGCAUGAAGAUUGCCGAGAGCGCAUCAAUGAAUCUCUGGAGGAGCUGACUGGACAAGCCAUUGACCGUGUGCAAACCAUGACCUGUCAAGACUUUUGCACAAAGAUUACUCAGCUUCGAGAGAUGGUAGUCACUUGCACCAAAAUUGAACAGAGGCGCCAAGCAGAGAAGAGGAGUCGUAACACUGCUUCCAGUAUCCAGCUCUUGUGUCGAAACUGUUUUACCCCUGUGGCUUCUGGCAGUGACAUCAAGCUAGUUGAGAACAUGUACGUCAACGUCAACCCUGCCUUUAAGAAACACUAUACAUUUGGAGACCAACUGACUCUAGAAAGAAGCUUUAAGGACUGGGAGCCUAUGCAUACAAUCAGCUGUGAAAUAUGCAACCAGAAAUGGGGAAAUGAAAUAAAGUACAAGAAGUGUGCCAUAUUGCCAAAUCUAGCCAUUAAGAACUUUGUUCUGGAGAGCCCUGGUCAAGAGCGGCUACCAGUGAAGAAGUGGAAGGAUGUACCUUUCACUGUUGAGGACUUCAACUUUAAAGAGUACUGCCAGGAAAAUUUCCCUGACAUGCUCGAUUAAGACAUCAAUAAGAGAGCUCUGUGUGGGUUUUCCUAUUCUUGAGUUUCUUUUCACAGAUUUGCUCCACAGAUGUUAAGUCUUUGUUCUGCGAGCCCUGCGUGCCAAAACCUUUAAUGCACCAAUCAUGCUUGUAAUUAUUUGCAUUUGUUUUGUACAUAGAGUAUUUCCUCAUUUACAUCUCAAGUCAAGUACAGGAGCAAAGAACAUGAACCAUCAUGAGCAUUUGACAUGUCAUUAAGAAAAGAUUCAUUUUACAUGAACUUUUAGCUAUUUUACAAUUAGUUUAGAUGUAAUAUUACCAAUGUGUGUUUGAAUUAUGUAAGUGGGAGUACAGUGAUCAUCUGAAAUAUGAUAUAUAUAUAAAUACUUAGCCUAAUUUUAAGAAAUUGUCUACUAAGUCUAAAUCCCUUUUUGUGUGUUUAAUAUUAAUUAAUGUUACAUUAAUUAAUAUCAAAUAAAA
Pelmatolapia mariae (spotted tilapia) is the source of this 2615-nucleotide messenger RNA. Its product is annotated as ATP-dependent RNA helicase DHX58-like. NCBI's taxonomy places the organism in Eukaryota, Metazoa, Chordata, Actinopteri, Cichliformes, Cichlidae. Gene Ontology annotation, molecular function: single-stranded RNA binding; hydrolase activity; DNA binding. Gene Ontology annotation, biological process: cytoplasmic pattern recognition receptor signaling pathway; antiviral innate immune response; negative regulation of RIG-I signaling pathway. Gene Ontology annotation, cellular component: cytoplasm. The record is from RefSeq and is a predicted model, not a curated record. The transcript has 12 exons. The coding region runs from base 116 to 2155 and encodes 679 amino acids.